UAUAAACAAAAAUGCCAAGUAGCAGUUGAUUAGUCGGCGUUGUAUGAAUCAGCAGACCCAGGUGAUCGACAAUAAUCGGAGUAAGAGCGAGAGUUCAGACUUCGAUUGACCGACCAGACCGAUACGAUACUGAAGUUCAACAGUUUUGGAACUUCACGAUUUCUCGCUUUUCGAGUGAUCGUUUUGGGGUAUUCGUUGCGAUGGUGAAUCCCAUGGUCGAACGCGCCACUAGCAAUAAGCUGAUAGGCCCAGACUGGGCCGUGAACUUGGAGAUUUGUGAUAUGAUCGAGAGAGAUCCUGGGAAAGCAAAAGAUGUUUUUAAAGGAAUAAAGAAGCGCCUUGGAAGUAAGAACCCCAAAGUUCAGCUUCUUGUCCUAGUACUCUUGGAGACCAUCAUCAAGAAUUGUGGGGACAUUGGUCAUGCGUAUGUGGCCGAGAAGGGAAUUCCUCGUGAGAUGGUAAAGAUUGUAAAGAAGAAGCCUGACUUUCGUGUCAAAGAGAAGAUAUUGCUCCUGAUAGAUAGCUGGCAAGAGGCCACAGGAGGACCAACCGGACGAUAUGCACAAUAUUAUGCUGCUUAUCAAGAACUAUUGCGUGCUGGGGCAGUUUUCCCCCAGAGAUCAGAGAUGUCAUCGCCUGUACUCACACGUCCGCAAAGACAAGCGGGAUCGUAUGGUCAGAAUCUGCACAAUCCUGAUUAUCAGCCAGAUGCUCCAGGAUCCUCUGCACAUGUUAAAUCUUCAACUUUAAGCUUGACCGAGAUCCAACUUGCAAGGGGAGUGGUGGAUGUGCUUGCUGAGAUUCUAAAUACAUUAGAACCAGGAAACAAGGAGGGCAUUAAGCAGGAUGUCGUCGUUGACUUGGUAGAACAAUGCCUUAAUUACAAGCACAGGGUCACUCACCUUGUGAAUUCAACGUCGGAUGAAUCAUUGCUCUGCCAAGGAUUGUCACUUAAUGACGAUUUACGACGUGUACUUUCCAAGCAUGAAGCCAUUACUUCAGAAACUUCUGUUCAGAAAGAGAAACCCAAGCCUCAAUUGGUUGAAGCACGUCGUGAUGCUCGUUUGCCUCUUCGUAACACCGGUGAUAACAACAACCCACAACCUGAGAGCUCGAUCUCGAAUACUACUGUCUCAGGCACACAAACGGUAAAUGAGUCGGUCCGUGCACCUCCUGCUACUGAUGGUCCGGCUUCUCCAGCUAAGUUUGAUCCCAAAUUGGACCUACUGAGUGGUGAUGACUACCUUUCUCCAGGGGCAAACACUUCACUGGCUCUUGUUCCUUUGACCAAACAGCAGCCAACUACUUUAUCUGAGCAGACCGCUCUCGUCCUCUUUGACCAAAGCGAUGCUUCGGUCUCAAACUUACAUCAGCACCAGAAUUUUCAGUCCCCGCAGGGUGGACUGUACCACCUCAAUGGAACUGUCCAAACCCCCGGAUCGUCUCACUGGAAGCAGUCACUAUACACAAAUGCUUCUGGUCCUGGUCCUGGUCCCUCCAUGAAUAGACAGCAACAACCCCUGCCACUUACUCCAUAUAAUGGUUCUCUAAACAACCAGUCAUUUCCGCCGCCACCAUGGGAGGCUCAGCCUGGGGAUGAUAAUGGUUCGAUGGCUGGUGAGCAUCCCUAUUCAAUGAAGGUAACUCAAGUUGUUUUCACGCAUGUGCAGAAUGGUCUGUAUCCACAGGGACCUCGACCAAUGGGAAACGACCAAUUUGUAGGUGUGUACGUCCAGCCAAUUGUAGGCAGCCAGAUUUCAGCACAUAAUGGCCAGCUCGACUUGGCCCCUCACACCUUCCAUGGAGGGCCUUAUGGAACCAUGCUACCACAGCAGACAGGGCAGAUGACAGCUCUGUAUCCUUUGCAAAUGUUUGGCAACCAAUUUCAUGGCUAUGGCCUCAUCCAGCCACAGCCACAGCCACAGGGGACACAGUAUCUGACGCAGCGGGUGUAUGGGCUAUCCAUUAAAGAUGAUAAUGGCAUGAGAAAUUCGUCCUACCAGGUUUCUACUUCCUCUAAUGUGCCUCCCAUUAAGCAUUCUAAGCCUGAGGAUAAUCUGUUUGGUGAUCUUGUUGACAUGUCAAAGUUUAAGCCCAGGAAACCCAGCCUUGCGGCUGCUGGUAGCAGGUGAAAAACGAAUCCACUUCCUCCGUAUAUUUUGGACCACUGGGCUUUCUUUGAUUUAUGUUUGGGCUGUAUAAGUACGUUAUGUUAUAGGCAAUAAAUGUCAUAUGGUCAUAUCCAUAUCGAGAUGUGUGGAUCCAUGGGCCUAUGUAUAUAUAGAUUUG
This is a messenger RNA of Cucurbita pepo subsp. pepo (vegetable marrow), 2289 nucleotides long. Its product is annotated as TOM1-like protein 9. The record is from RefSeq and is a predicted model, not a curated record. NCBI's taxonomy places the organism in Eukaryota, Viridiplantae, Streptophyta, Magnoliopsida, Cucurbitales, Cucurbitaceae. Gene Ontology annotation, biological process: protein transport to vacuole involved in ubiquitin-dependent protein catabolic process via the multivesicular body sorting pathway. Gene Ontology annotation, molecular function: phosphatidylinositol binding; ubiquitin binding.